Phytophthora sojae is the source of this 201-nucleotide messenger RNA. RefSeq lists its product as hypothetical. NCBI's taxonomy places the organism in Eukaryota, Oomycota, Peronosporomycetes, Peronosporales, Peronosporaceae. The transcript has a single exon. The record is from RefSeq and is a predicted model, not a curated record. The annotation marks the transcript as partial.
UUCACGAGAAUUUGGCGAGAUCUCCUACGUGAUGGAUGGACAGCGAAGCGGCCAUCGUUGCGCAGUUUGGACACCCGCUACCGCUACAUCCCACCGGAUGGUGGUGUUGCUGGGCAAGAAGGCCGAGACUUUUUUAGGGGAGGAGGCAAUAGUCGCGCACGUCACCAGCACUUUACAGCUCAAUCUUGCUGCUGUGAGUGA